Centruroides sculpturatus (bark scorpion) is the source of this 1833-nucleotide messenger RNA. RefSeq lists its product as uncharacterized. The record is from RefSeq and is a predicted model, not a curated record. The coding region runs from base 273 to 1370 and encodes 365 amino acids. The transcript is spliced from 7 exons. Lineage: Eukaryota; Metazoa; Arthropoda; Arachnida; Scorpiones; Buthidae.
UAAAUUAUAAUAAUUUUAAUAUGAUAUUUUGUCUUCAAUGAAGAAUUUAAUUAUAUAGAUUUGUUUUCUAGAAAUCAUGAAAGCCAUCAUAAGCAAUAACAGAAUUUCAUUCAAAGUUUUUAAUAAUAAAUCUAGAAACAUGUAAAUUAUAAAUUCUUUUGCAAUUUAUCGAAUUUGUACAAGACAAAUGUGAUAAGAUAAUCUAUAGAUCUGUCCAUUAUCGCGUCAAAAGCUGGUUAUACAGACAAACUCUAGCUUCGUUCUUAGUUAAUAUGCUGAAUUUCUUUUGUUCACCUUUAUUAGCUUCGGUUAUUGGCGUAACAUUUUUUCAAAUUUGCCAAACUUAUAACGAUGAAAGUAAUUUUCACUCAAUUACAACAGUAGUAGCUUUUCCAAAUGAAGUGAAUUUGAAAAACUGCACAUCUAGCAUAUUUUGCAUAGUGAAAUCGUUAAAAAAGCCUGAGAUUUAUUGGAUUAGCAAUAUUUCAGGAUUGAUCAAUAAUUCGGACAUUGUCACUGUGGAUUCCGGAUUAGGCAACAGUUACGUUAGUAAACUUUUCAUAAAUGAAUGCUUCAGAAAUGCAACCUACACUUGUAUUUCUAGUAACGAGAAUCAUACGGAAAUGGAUUCAACAACAAUCAUAUUAAAACUCAAAGAAUGGGAAUGUCUAGAUGAGAGCGAUUGCAAACCUUACCGAAAUUCUGUGUGUCAAAAUUAUCAAUGUGUAUGCAUAAAUGAAACAUCCUGUACCGGAAAAAAUUCUCCACCAACUAUCAAUUUACAGCCUUUCAAUAACGAUCCAACAAUAGUGCCAAAUAGUUGUUAUAAGCAUCUCAUAUGUAAAACACAGGGCUACGAUACCACAAUUUCGUGGGGUCUGAUAGACCAAGGCAUAGUUAAACCUAGCGAUAAAUGGCACAACAUUUAUUCUUAUCGAAAAGAACAUGGAAUUCUGAUCAGUGAACUAACUAUUUUGAAAUGUAGAAAAUAUGCCACAUAUUUUUGCGUAGUGGCCAAUAGAUACGGAAGAGUUUCCUCUCAUUAUACGAUUCGAAUGAAACUUGAAAAAUUUCAAUGCUGGGAUAUCGAUGAUUGCAGGUUAUAUGAUGGUAUUUGUCGUUCAAACAUAUGCUACUGUAAAAAUGGUCAAGCAGUAUCGUUAAAUAACUGUACUGUUACUGAAACGAUAAAAAAAUUUUCAGUAGAGGGAUUAAGCCAAGCCGAGACGAAUGCAAUUAUUAUUUCUACUAUUAUUGGAGCAAUUUUAAUAACGAAUGCAAUAAUUUUCAUUGUUUAUAGAAUUUCGAAAAAAAGAACAAAAUCUUCGGCUGCUGAAUUAACUGAAUCAAUGAGAUCUAAUAAAUAUUAAUAAUCUGGAUUAUAUUUGUAAAUAUCCCAAUAAUCUAAAAUCAUAGAAAUAUUUCUUUUAAAUUAAAAAAUAUAUAUUUACAUUUUAAACUUCUGUACAAGUUUCCUUAUAAAAUAUGGGUUUAAAAAGAAAUUACGUUAGAGAAAAAUAAUACUUUCAAAAUUAUUUUCCUUCCAUUUUAUCAGGGUAUAAAUGUCGCCCAACAUACUUUACAUAAUAUACAUAGACUACAUCACAUAAUAUAUAGACAACAGUAUCGAUAUUUAGCGCAGAAUUAAUAUCUUUAUUUAUUAAAUUAAAAAAAAUUUGUAUAUAUUUGUUGUAAAGUUAUUAUUGUUAAUUUAUAUUUUAUAUUGUAUAUAAUAAAUUUCAUUUGAUGAUUCACUUCAGUAAAUGAGUUGCUUUUACUUAAAAAUAUUUGUUAAAUUUUAUCUUGUUUUUAAAGUAUAAUUUGAAUAAGUGU